CCCAACACGUGCGCGCUUUUAGCUUUCUUUGGUUUAUAACAAAAAGUGUGUUCAAAACCCUUCAAAAUGGGUUCGAAGCGGCCGAUGGACGUGCACAUGUUCCCCUCGGACCUGGAGUUUGCGGUGUUUACAGACCAGGAAAUCCGAAAACUGAGUGUGGUAAAAGUGAUAACGGGCAUUACGUUCGAUGCACUGGGACACCCGAUGCCUGGUGGUCUGUACGACAUCCGGCUGGGCUCGUACGGCCGGUGCUUGAACCCGUGCGGCACCUGCCUGAAGAUGCAGGACUGUCCAGGUCACAUGGGUCACAUUGAGCUCGGCACGCCUGUCUACAAUCCGUUCUUCAUAAAGCUGGUUCAGCGCCUGCUCUGCAUCUUCUGUCUCCACUGCUACAAGCUGCAGAUGAAGGAUCACGAGUGCGAGGUCAUCAUGCUGCAGCUACGCCUCAUCGAUGCGGGCUACAUCAUUGAGGCCCAAGAACUGGAGCUCUUCAAGUCGGAGAUUGUGUGCCAGAACACCAAUGAGCUGGUAACCUUGAGGAACGGUGAUUUAGUGCACCCAACAAUUGCUGCCAUGUACAAUCUGCUGGCUAAGAACGAGAAGAACCUUAGCAACUCUACUAAAACGAGCUGCGCUUUACGCACAGCUGUCACCAAUGCAGCUCUCCAGCGGCCGGGCAAGAAGUGCAGGCACUGUAAUAAAUCCAUGCGUUCCGUGCGUUACAUGCACCGAAGGCUGGUCUUCUACGUCACUCUGGCGGACAUUAAAGAGCGUGUUGGUGGUGCCACCGAUGCUGGUGGUCAAAACAAGGUGAUCUUCGCGGACGAAUGUCGUCGCUAUCUGCGCGAGAUUUACGCCAAUUACCCCGAGCUAUUAAAGCUCUUGGUCCCCGUUUUAAGCCUCAGCAAUACGGAUGCAUCUGACGGCGAUCGCUCGCCGGUGGAUCUAUUUUUCAUGGACACCCUGCCUGUGACGCCACCGCGCGCUCGUCCCAUGAAUAUGAUCGGAGACAUGCUGAAAGGCAACCCCCAAACGGAUAUCUACAUUCACAUCAUUGAGAAUAACCAUGUGCUAAAUGUGGUGCUCAAGUACAUGAAGGGGAAUAAGGAAAAGCUCUCGGCAGAGGCCCUAGCCGCCUUUGAAAACCUGAAAGGGGGCAAUGCCCACGAAAAGCUAUACAACGCCUGGCUGGCUCUGCAGACCUCGGUGGAUGUUCUGCUCGACGUGAACAUGUCCCGAGAGAUGAAGUCGGCCGAAGGUCUGAAGCAGGUUCUGGAAAAGAAGGAGGGUCUCAUUCGCAAGCACAUGAUGGGCAAACGCGUCAACUACGCCGCUCGUACAGUCAUCACGCCGGAUCCCAACAUAGACGUAGAUGAGAUCGGUAUUCCGGAUAUAUUUGCCAGGAAACUUUCGUAUCCCGUGCCGGUGACCGAAUGGAAUGUCCAAGAGCUGCGGAAGAUGGUUAUGAAUGGGCCGGAGGUGCACCCCGGAGCGAACUAUAUUCAGGACAAGAACGGCUUUACCACCUAUAUACCCGGCGACAAUGCGGCCAAGCGUGAAAGCUUGGCCAAGCUGCUGCUCUCGAAUCCGAAGGAUGGCGUAAAGAUUGUCCAUCGGCAUGUCCUUAACGGAGAUGUGCUGUUGCUCAAUCGUCAGCCCUCGCUGCACAAGCCUUCCAUUAUGGCGCACAAGGCCCGGAUUCUAUACGGCGAGAAGACCUUCCGCCUGCACUACUCCAAUUGCAAGGCUUACAACGCCGAUUUCGACGGUGAUGAGAUGAACGCCCACUAUCCGCAGAGCGAGGUGGCCAGGGCCGAGGCCUACAACCUAGUUAAUGUGGCCAACAACUAUCUCGUGCCCAAGGACGGCACUCCGCUAGGCGGACUCAUUCAGGAUCACGUCAUUUCGGGCGUGAAGCUCUCGAUUCGGGGGCGCUUCUUUAACCGGGAGGACUACCAGCAGCUGGUGUUCCAAGGUCUGUCCCACCUCAAAAAGAAUGUCAAGCUUCUGCCGCCGGCCAUCUUCAAGCCGGCGAGGCUGUGGUCCGGCAAGCAGGUACUGUCCACCAUUAUUAUCAACCUGAUACCCGAGGGCUAUGAAAAAAUCAAUCUGGAUUCGUUUGCCAAGAUAGGUGGCAAGAAUUGGAAUGUGAGUCCUCCACGCGCUGCUUUGUGUGGCUGCAGUCCACAAGAAAACGAGCUUGGCGAAAGCCAGGUCCAAAUUAGAAAGGGUGAACUGCUUGUUGGCGUGCUGGACAAGCAGCAAUACGGAGCCACCACUUUUGGUUUAAUCCAUUGCAUGUACGAGUUGUACGGCGGCGAUGUGUCUACCCGCCUGCUUACAGCCUUUACAAAGGUGUUCACAUUCUUCCUGCAAUUGGAAGGCUUUACGCUAGGCGUCAAGGAUAUUCUAGUGACAGCUGAGGCGGAUCAACAGAGAAGAAAUAUCAUUCGAGAGUGUCGCCGUGUGGGAAAUAGUGCCGUGGCCUCAGCACUUGAUCUUGAGGAUGAGCCGCCGCACGACGAGCUAGUGGAGAAGAUGGAGGAUGCAUAUGUAAAGGAUACCAAGUUCCGAGUGCUGUUGGAUCGCAAAUACAAGUCGUUGUUGGAUGGCUACACAAAUGAUAUAAACAAAACAUGCCUUCCUGAUGGCCUGAUCACCAAGUUCCCAUCGAACAACCUGCAACUGAUGGUGCUGUCCGGUGCCAAAGGAUCCAUGGUGAAUACCAUGCAGAUCUCCUGUCUGCUGGGACAGAUUGAGUUGGAGGGCAAGCGGCCGCCUUUGAUGAUAUCGGGCAAGUCACUUCCCAGCUUUACAUCCUUUGAGACGUCACCCAAGUCGGGAGGUUUUAUUGAUGGUCGUUUCAUGACGGGCAUACAGCCGCAGGACUUCUUCUUCCAUUGCAUGGCUGGUCGUGAAGGUCUGAUUGAUACUGCUGUGAAAACAUCGCGUUCUGGUUACCUGCAGCGCUGCCUCAUUAAGCACUUGGAAGGCUUAAGUGUUCACUACGAUCUCACUGUGCGCGACAGUGACAACAGUGUGGUGCAGUUCCUUUACGGCGAAGAUGGCCUUGAUAUCCUCAAGUCCAAAUUCUUCAACGACAAGUUCUGCGCCGAUUUUCUAACACAGAAUGCCGCUGCAAUUUUGCGACCUAGUCAGCUGCAGGUAAUGAAGGACGAAGAGAGCCUCGUCCAGAUUGAGGACCACGAAAAGAAAAUCAGGAAGUGGCAGAAGAAGAAGCCGGCUAAGCUGUGCGCAGCCUUCACACACUUCUCCGAGGAGCUGCGCGAUGAAGUUGAGGUGGCCCGACCGAAUGAGAUAAACCCCAAGACGGGACGACGCCGCUUUGACGAGGGUCUGCUCAAGCUUUGGAAGAAAGCAGACGCCGAGGACAAAGCCCUGUAUCGCAAGAAGUAUGCCCGCUGUCCGGAUCCCUCGGUGGCCGUAUACAAGCAGGAUCUGUACUAUGGCAGUGUGUCUGAGAGAACAAGAAAACUGAUUAGUGAUUACGCUAAGAGGAAUCCUAACCAAAAAGAAACCAUAUCGGAUAUUAUGCGAAUGAAGACUAUCAAGGCGUUGGCAUCGCCCGGCGAGCCUGUGGGUCUGAUAGCAGCCCAGUCGAUCGGUGAACCCUCCACUCAGAUGACACUGAAUACUUUCCAUUUUGCCGGUCGUGGUGAGAUGAACGUGACCUUGGGUAUACCACGUCUUCGAGAGAUUCUAAUGCUGGCCUCCUCGAACAUCAAGACGCCCUCGAUGGACAUACCCAUUAAGCCGGGCCAGCAAAAGCAGGCGGAGAAGCUGCGCGUUAAUCUGAACUGUGUGACUCUAGCAAAUCUUUUGGAGUCUGUUCAUAUAAACACCAGCUUGGCCCUCGAGCCGGAAAGGGCUUACGAAUACGAGAUGCGCUUCCAAUUCCUUCCCAGGGACGUUUACAAAGAGGAUUAUGGGGUGCGACCCAAGCAGAUCGUAAAAUACAUGCACCAAACAUUUUUCAAACAACUAAUUCGGGCCAUUCUUAAAGUAUCCAGCGCUAAAAAGACGUCGAAAAUAGUUGUAUUGGACGACAAAAAGGACGCAGACAGAGAUGAUGAUAAUGACCUGGAUAAUGGUGAUGAUGUGGGCGGUGGUGGUCGUAAGUCCAAAGAUGAUGAUGGUGACUCUUCGGACGAUAAUGGUGAUGACGAUGCGACUGGCGUCAAGUUGAAGCAGCGCAAGACCGAUGACAGAGACUACGAUGACCCAGAUGAUGUUGAAGAGUUGGAAGAUGCCAAUGCGGAUGAUGAAGAGGCGGACGACCAGGACGACGAUGAGAAGGGUCUAGAUGGUAACGAGAACGGCGAUUCCGAUGACAAGUCCGUGGAGAAGUUGUUGAGCAACGAAAUGGUCAAGGGCUACAUCUACGACAAGGAGGACCAUCUGUGGUGCCAGGUUAAGCUGAGCCUGAGCGUUCGCUACCAGAAGCCCGAUCUGACUUCCAUCAUCCGCGAGCUGGCGGGCAAGAGUGUGGUUCACCAGGUGCAGCACAUCAAGCGAGCAAUCAUUUACAAGGGCGGCAAUGAUGAGCAGCUUCUAAAAACCGACGGCAUCAACAUCGGCGAGAUGUUCCAGUAUAACAAGAUUCUCGAUCUGAAUCGCCUGUACUCCAACGAUAUCCAUGCGAUUGCGAGGACGUACGGCAUCGAGGCUGCCUCGCAAGUGAUUGUUAAGGAAGUGAGCAAUGUGUUCAAGGUCUACGGCAUCACGGUGGAUCGUCGACAUUUGUCGCUAAUUGCGGAUUACAUGACCUUUGACGGGACAUUCCAGCCGCUGUCCAGGAAGGGAAUGGAGCACUCCUCUUCGCCCCUGCAACAGAUGUCCUUCGAGUCCAGUCUUCAGUUUCUGAGAAGCGCAGCCGGAUUCGGCCGGCCGGAUGAGCUAAACUCGCCGUCAAGUCGGUUGAUGGUGGGUCUGCCGGUGAGGAAUGGAACUGGUGCCUUUGAAUUGUUGACGAAAAUAGGUUAAUAAUAUAAAUGGACUUUUGCGAUAUUUGUUACAAUAAACAUAAACUGGACUAAUGUUUA
Messenger RNA from Drosophila serrata, 5063 nucleotides. RefSeq names its product RNA polymerase I subunit RpI1 (gene Polr1A). Gene Ontology annotation, biological process: DNA-templated transcription. Gene Ontology annotation, cellular component: RNA polymerase I complex. The record is from RefSeq and is a predicted model, not a curated record. Gene Ontology annotation, molecular function: DNA binding. Lineage: Eukaryota; Metazoa; Arthropoda; Insecta; Diptera; Drosophilidae.